Messenger RNA from Haemonchus placei, 1530 nucleotides. The record is from the annotation of a GenBank genome assembly. NCBI's taxonomy places the organism in Eukaryota, Metazoa, Nematoda, Chromadorea, Rhabditida, Trichostrongylidae.
AUGAACCGAAGCACUAUAGAAAGAUCCUCCACAACAAGUAACGAUUUUGAAACAAGUCGGAGUGAUGCUGGUGUUUAUGCAGGGGAACAGAGGAGAUCUCGGGAGUUGCACAUAGCGAACCCGUACUCCGUUGUGACAGCUCCCAAGACCACGAGAGGUCCUAGAUCCUGCCCUGGUGCUCCCAUGGAAGAUCGCAGCUAUCGGGUUAGUACUCGUCGAGGAAAGCCUCUAAAUGAUCGCUACUCCUCUAUUAAUACUUCACUUCGGUAUGAAAACGUUGGAAGGAAGCGGACCGAUGUCUACCAACAUGAAACUAUCCUGGAAUAUAGUAGCGAAAGUGCGAAUUCUAGUCGAGGAAGUCCACCUGACAUACAUUCUAGGAAAGAUUCGAGACGCUCUCAAAGCCAGCGAUACUAUGGUGGUGCUCUGAACGAAUCAACGGAUGAUGAUGAUGACAGAGCCAGCAUGCAUAUUAUCCAACUAGAGGCCAAACUGAAAAGAGCCAAAGAACUUAUUCGAUCUACGAGGAGAGAUAUGACAGAGAGGAUAGAAGAGUUGCAAGACGAAAUUGAAAGAAAAAGCCGCGAUUACGACACUCUUAAGUGGCACUAUAAACAAGCUAGAAAAGCCAUCGAUGAUGAACGAAAAAUAAACGCGCGGCAAACAAAGAAACUCCAUCAAGCCCUUGAAGAAGUGUCUCGCCUGAAAGCAUUGCUGGCAGAACAUUCUAAUGAUAGUUCGUUUCUGAUCCCUUACUGUGGCGGUCUUCCACCAAUGGGUUACGAUUCUGGUGCAGGAGAAGCGCUCUGUUCCUUAGCAGAAGCUCAAUCUGAUGGUAUCAAUGAUCGACUUUGCUCCUUAAAUGAGGUCCACGGCGGUAGCGUAAGUGACGGGCUAUCCUCACAAACUGAGCACACAAAUACUCGUGAAGGUACGGCUGAACCUACUCUGAAAUUGGAUAAUCAGGAAGAUAUGCAGGAUGAGGUUCGCAUUUUUCGAACAGCUGAGUGUGACACGCCGCCUCCAGAGAGGCCCAGAGCUGCUGUUAGUCCAAUAGAGCCGUUAUCGUCGUUUGUCCCGUUGCCGGACUUUACAAUUAAUAACGAGCUUGUUCCACAGAGAUCUCUCUCUGACACGGAUAUACGUACAUUAGUGCUUCAAGAAACGGAAAAAGAUGAAAUGAGGAAACUGCGGGACUUACCGGUCGAAAAGCAAUACUGUUCGCGGGCUAAACCAAUUCGGAAAGACUACGACUACUACGUAAGGGGUUACAAUGAGAAGAUGGAAGACGACGGCUCAAUAAGUACUUCAGAUGAAGAGACGUGUCGUAUAAUAGAGAAGCAGUUAAGGAAGAAAGGAGACGUAGUCCGAUUUCAACCGCCCAGAGUAACCGUUCAUCCAAGGCACUACAAAAGAUUCGGCAAAAUGGAGCGGUGCGCACUAGCGGAAUUCGAUUAUCUCCAGGAUAUAUCUACCGACGUUAGCGCGUUGCAGUCGAGCCCUGACUCGCAUCACAGUACAGCUAUCUGA